This is a messenger RNA of Symbiodinium sp. CCMP2592, 4581 nucleotides long. The record is from the annotation of a GenBank genome assembly. Lineage: Eukaryota; Dinophyceae; Suessiales; Symbiodiniaceae.
AUGCAGAUCAUGACGAGUGCUGCGUUCAUGAACCAACAGGCCUUGUUCGUGGCAAAGCUCGCAUCCUGGUGCCUUGCAAAACCGCCAAUGUUGUGUUUAAAGCACUUCAAGUGGGAUGAGACACAGCUGUUAUGCACAUUGAAUGCUGACAAAUCGCAACAACGAGUGAGAAGCAGCUGGCAGGUCUUAGUGCACCGUGUGCGCUUGGUUCUUGCCUGGGAAGAUGGAUCUACAAUAGUCGUUCGGCUGAUCGUACCACCUGUAAGCCUUCUGGCGACGGGUGCAGAGCACCAAUACUAUGCUUUAUUCCAUCACCCGGCGUACAAAUGCAUCAACGGGCUUAUGGACCUCUUAAGGCAAUCUGCCCAGGAGAACUUGGAUCUGGCGGAGACAGAUGGAGCAGCCAGCAAUAUGAGGCUGCUGGCCCACCUCAUCCAGAAGGCCAAGAGCACGGUUGUCGGUCGAGGUGGUCGUGAGCUGUUGUUUGCACAUUGUAGGUGUAUGAAUCAUGCGGUCCAGCUGAAUAAUACCUCGCUUUUGGCAGUCGUUAGCCCUUCAUUGUUGAACAGAAUAUACGGGAUGACUGUUUAUGUUCGCAAUUUGGGCUAUUGGAUGCGCAUGAGGCAAGCAGUGCACGAUUGGGUUGAUCGGACAUUACGAUUUCGUUCAGAAGUUAUGGCAUCAGACCCCUCCCAACACGUGCGGCCCCAUUCCGCAAUCUGCGAGCUCAUCGCAUACCUUCGAAUGUGGAAGAAACUUGAAAGGCACAAUUCGAAAAUCGAAGAUCAUCAGGCGGCGUCUGGUGAAGACGAUGCCGAGGAAUCCGCUUUUGAUCGCAAGGCCACGGCUUUCUUGGAUAUGUGGAAUGGGGAGGAUGGGUCUGGCGAGCCCUGCCACAUCUGCAGCAGCGAUUGUCUUCCUCUCGCCCAGCGGCAUUGUGCUGACAGGGCCACUGCUGUGAGGAAAUGCUCUACGGCGCUGAUCGAUAUCUUUCUCUCAGGACUUCCAUCAGUGCCAUCACCCAGUAAAUGGACUAAGCUUUUCUCCCCGCUUGACUUUUGUUUGGCUGGGACUGUGGUUCACAACUGGUUGGAGCAUAUAUUUCAAGAGGCAUUUGGCGAAAUGGUCUUCAAAGAAUACCCAGAUGAUCUUGAUACUGUUGAUCCGCGACUAGUAGAAACCCUAUCCUUCCAUAUGGUCAACGGUCGCCGACUUCAAACAUCUAUGGAUUUCUUGCAGAGCAAGCACGAGAAAUGGUCAUUGAGCCUUUUGACUGUUUCAAUCGAGGCAAACCGUGUUCUCACCUGGUAUUGGUUGAAAUGCCUGGGCCAAAGCCUGAGCCCUGGCGACAGGCCACCCUUGUAUUGCUUGCUUGACCCAAGCAGCAGUGUGUUGACAAGCACAUUGCAACACUACAGCCUGUUGCUGUCUUCGGAAACUGGUGCCGGACGGAUGCAAUUGUUGUGGGGGGUUUGGGGGUAUGAUAGCUUUGCUCGCUUUUGCAGGUGCGAACCCCAUUUGGUGCGAGAAAUACGUCGUGUGUUGCUCCAUGCAUCAGCCUGGCAAUACCGCCGUCAUUUUGACUAUCUACAUGGAGACUCGUUCCUCGUGGCCAUCGUUGGUGAUCCUCAUGCUUGCCCUCAGGUGAUGAAAGCUUUUCUCCAGUCGUGGCAACGAAAGCAACAGUGCUGUGUCCCGGCAGGUUUGGCACGAUCCUUGAAGGUCCGAGGAGUGACAGCAGAUGAUCUGCAAAGCAAGCAUUGGAAAAGAAUCAUGUACUGGUAUGCAGCCUCUCUCCAACUAAGUGUGGCAGACGUGGAGGUGAAGCAUGCUGCCAAUCGGCAGAAUGCUGAAAGUGGAUUCUCGACGAUUGCAUCGAAAUUCAUCAAUCGGGAUUCUUAUUUGAUUGCUAGACAAGCCCGCGAGCAUACGUGGCCUACCUCCUCCAAGGGGAAAGCCGGGGAUUUGGGGGAUUCAGCAGGGGAUUUGAUAGUGAAGGAUAAGACCAACCGAAGACCCAAAGGGAAGUCGCCAUUGGAAUUGUUUCGUGGGGAUUGGUUGCAACAACAGAAGUUCGCGGGGGCCUUCAAUCCGAUCACGAAAGCCGCCUGGGAUCAGUUUCAUUGUGCUUGGGCGGAGCUACCGGAAAACCAGAAGAGGAUCUACGAGGCGAUGUCUGACACAUCGAAGCAAGCUGCGAAGAUGCAAAGAAUAAAACCGCGAACCGAAGACCAACUUGCCGUUGCUAAUUCCCCAGUCGAACAAUUGGCCCUGCACGGGGAACCCUUCGUGCCGAAACUUCUUAAUGCGGUGCCUGUGCAACGGCUUCUGCAAACAGCAGAUCUGAAAGGGUUGCUCUCGCCAUAUUCGAGGAGCGAGCCUCGUGGAAGCAAGUUCGGCAAGCAUGAUUACCCGAUCUCAGAAGAAGCUCUAGAUAGCAUUGCACGAGCACAGCGGGCGAAGGGUAUCACGGCCAAGCAGGCCGAAAUCCAUUUUGAUCGGGAGAUGGAGAGAAUGGCCAGGCCGCCUGAGGACGAUCGCUUUCCCAGCAAGGUUGUGUACGAGGGUUUCUGUGGAUGUCAGUGUCGCAAUUCUGGAGAGGAGCAGCGUUCCUUGUUUGAUUCGGAGAAGUUGUGCAUCCGGCUGCACACCCACUUGCUGUCGACUUUCCUGGACAUCGUCAAGCGCUAUGGCUCUCCAAUGGCAGCCGCCCAAGCAGAUGUCCUGCUUGCUUUCGAAGUGUUCUCUCCUGCUAUGCCUCAAAGACAUGUGUGUAGGCAGUAUGCUUGGCUUACGGCUGUUUCUGCAAGAGCUGGGGCACUGAAACCAGAUCAGGUGUUUGUUCUUGCUCAUGUGCCCGGUGCCGGGCAGUGUGGGGUUGGGCAAGGCAGGUUUGAUGGCAUGCUGCUCGAUUUAUCUUUCGAGAAGUACGUGCGGUGCAAGAAAGAUUACUUGCCGGUCCCUGCUGGGGAAACUCCCGUAGGUCGUUUGAUGAUGUUCUUGUCGGAUUCGUUUGCAUCCCAUCUGCUCAGCGUCUUCGACGAGCACAACAUGUCUCCAACCACGGUGGUGAUCAACAAGUUGCUUUUCGAGGAUAUGACUCCAAAGCGGGUUCGGGUAACAGGAAUGGACAUUAGCUUCGAACAGAUCGUGGUGACUGCAAUAGGCACCUCCCACCAGGAUGAGUCAGAAGGGCCGCCCGCUGGGCAACCUUCAGACGGCCCACUCAUGGAGCCUUCAGAUGCAGACCGGUCUGAUGCCGCCGAUGCGAUGGAUUUAUUAUCUUUGUUGGAUGAUGGUCCAGCCCUCCCGUCUGGCCCAGCUGCGAAGAAGAGGAAGACAAGACGAAACCCUGCUCCGACUGCAAAGGUUCGGAUAUCGAGACUGUCGUGUGAGGAUAUCUUGGAUGACCCACAGCUGCAUGCCAUGCUUGGGCCGGACCAAAUCGAGGAGCUCAAGAAGGCUGUUGAGGUGUGUCGAACAGCAGAAGUCCCCGAGCAAACGUGGAUGUCAUCUCGUGCAGCUGAAGAUUCGGACAGCGACAUCCUGGAGGACUGCCGUGCUGAGGCUGUUGAGGGUAACAUUCAAGGAGAUGGCGAUGUGUCUACUUCGCCAGCCCCGUCUUCUUCAUUGACGAAUGCUGGGCGAAUUGCUGGGCCUGAUCUGGCAGUCGCACCUUCGGUCAACUCUGCUGCUGCUGCGGUGCAGAACUGGCAGCUGCUGUCAGUCCAAGAAGAUGGCGGUCGGAUUGAGGUUCGUUAUGGUGGUUCCGGCACUACCUAUUGCACGGUCCGCCGACGGUUUGAAGGCAUGGAGGAACACUUAGGCACUGUCCAGCUGCUCGUGAAAAGAGGAACUGGGCAAGAGUCACUCAGAGCCGUGUGCAAGAAACACAAACAAUGCGACUGCUGGAUCAGUAGCACAUCUCAUCCAGACUUACUUUUGCACCGGCGAGUCCCCGGGGCGGCUCAAUGCAAGCCCUGCUUCACCUAUAUGAUGAAGAAAGAGCCGUACUGCAAUAUGACAACCGAAGAGAGGUACGAAAUGCUCGAUGAUGAUGAGAAUCAUGCCCAAUACAUGCCUGGUCUUGAGGAGUGGACAGGACAGCGGAAGGCAGGUCUGCGGCGAGCCCGCUCCACGAGCAAGCGAGAUGCCGCCGCUGUGUCCGAGUCGGGUAUAGAGACCAAACAGCUGGUCGGAUAUAUGUGGCCAUUGCAACUUCUGAAAGAUCAUGGGAAGACUAUUCCCAAGCGCCUGCAAACAGUACCCCAUCUUGGAAAGCAAAUCAAAGGUGCUAUCUUGAAAGAAUGGACAAUCGGAUGCAUCGAGAUCUCGACGAACUCCUCGAAAAAGGCUCGCCAGACUGUGUCUGUUGCCGACGACGAAAACGAGGACGGCCCUGAUGCAGCCACUGCCUUCUCUAGCCUCGAGAAGUCUCUCAACAUCUCCGUUGCAUCCUCAGCGACAGAGGGACACGACGUCGUUUUGGGCAAGGCGAAGGUGAAGGGCGGGACCGAGAGCGACGAUGAGAUGGCAUCCAUCAUGUGGGGCGACAGCCAUAUCGGAGGACCUUUGAAUUAG